AUGGUCAAAGAUAUCAAGCAAAGUUUUUCUUGUAAAGGUUUAGUUGUCGUUCAUUGGGAUGGUAAAAUUCUUCCUGAUUACAACUGCUCAACUAAAGUAGAACGUUUACCAGUACUUAUUUCAGCAGAUGGAAAUGAAAAGUUAUUAGGAGUACCUCGACUUUCAUCAGGUACUGGUAUUAUGGCAGCAAAUGCAGUCGAAAACUUACUUCGAGAUUGGAAUCUGGUGGAUAAAGUCCAAGCAAUGUGUUUUGACACAACAUCUGUAAAUACUGGAACGAAGAAUGGAUGCUGCGUUUUGCUUGAGGAAAAAAUUGGCAGAGAUUUACUUUGGUUAGCCUGCCGUCAUCAUGUUUUGGAAAUAAUUCUCAGUAAGGUUUUUAAGUUGUGCAUGGGUCCUUCGAGCUCUCCGGAUAUUCCAAUUUUUAAUCGAUUUAAAAUAAUUUGA
Brassicogethes aeneus is the source of this 447-nucleotide messenger RNA. NCBI's taxonomy places the organism in Eukaryota, Metazoa, Arthropoda, Insecta, Coleoptera, Nitidulidae. The record is from the annotation of a GenBank genome assembly.